GAGAGAAAGAAGAGAGAGAAAGAAUGGAGGAUUGUUUAGCUGGCUUGAUUUGCUCCUCUUGACUGAGCCAUUGCCGGCUAAGCCGACUAAAAUUGUACUUCUGAGUCUUUAUCUGAUUUUUUCUUCCAGCAUAAGCGCGUUUUGAAUGGUCAAAUUAAGAAAAAAUAAACCCAUUUUCGAUAUAGCAAUCCCACCUACAACAACAGACCAAUCCCAAUUUCAAUUUCAAUUUCAUCCCCAUCCUUUAUUAUCUUUUUCUCAUCAUAUUUCCACAAUCUGCCGCCCGUAAAACCCCCUUCCCCAAAUCGAUAAAGAUUUGGAAUUUCAGGUUGAUUGAUCUAUUUCAUAUUGAGCAGGUCAGAGGUAACUUUACCGUGAUGAUCUCCUCUAUCUAUUCAGAGAUUUGGACUUCUUCGUUAUAGAAAUGAUUUGUUUUGCAUUCGCGGCAUUGGGUUAUUUCAGAAUCCUCGAUUAGGAGAGGAAAAGAUAUUGAAUUCUUUGAUUCUGCAUAUAUGGUUUAUCAUCCUUGUUUCUCAUGGAUUUAGGCAGUCUGAUAGAUCUUGUUAUCAGUAGUUUCUUGUAAUAUCAAGGUCCGAUCUUUAAUUCAUCAUGGGUUGUGUAUGUGGUAAACCCUCUUCUAUUGAAGAUAGCAAGGAAAGUCCAAGAAGACAAAGACCGUUAAGUAAAGCAUCAUCACAGUCGCAAAAACCUGGAAGAAUCUCUUCAAAAAGAAGUCAAAGUUUUCAGGUAAAUGAGAGACCGGAUGUUAGCGGUAUAAGAAUUGGGUCAAUUGAUAGGAAAGUUAGCCAUUCAAGGCGAGUACAACAAGAUGAAAGAUCUGAGAAGAAGAAGACUGAUAAUCCCGAGGUUGUUCUUAUUCAUGCUCAUCCUGCCAUGGGACUUGUUCCUAAGGCUGUUGAAGGUGAACAAGUUGCAGCUGGUUGGCCAUCUUGGCUUGCUGCUGAAGCUGGUGAAGCUCUUAAAGGAUGGAUACCAAGGAGAGCAGAUACCUUUGAGAAAUUAGAUAAAAUUGGUCAAGGAACUUACAGUAGUGUAUACAAAGCUCGUGAUCUGAUAAACAAGAACAUUGUUGCUUUAAAAAGAGUGCGAUUCGACAAUACUGAUCCUGAGAGCAUCAAGUUUAUGGCGAGGGAAAUUCUGAUUCUGCGUAGGCUUAACCAUCCCAAUAUAAUUAAACUGGAAGGUUUGAUAACCUCGAGAACAUCUUGCAGCCUGUAUCUCGUUUUCGAAUACAUGGAACACGACCUUACUGGACUUGCAUCGCUCCCUGGUUCAAAAUUCUCAGAACCACAGAUUAAAUGUUAUAUGCAGCAGCUGUUAAGUGGACUUGAACACUGUCAUAGUAACGGUGUUCUACACCGUGAUAUAAAGGGUUCUAACCUUCUUAUUGAUAACCAUGGUAUAUUGAAGAUAGCGGAUUUUGGGUUAGCGAGUUUCUUUGACCAUAGACAGAAUGAACCUUUAACCAGCCGUGUGGUGACUCUAUGGUAUCGCCCCCCUGAACUCUUACUUGGUGCAACCCAUUAUGGUGUUUGUAUCGAUUUAUGGAGUGCUGGUUGCAUUCUUGGAGAACUUUAUGCUGGAAAGCCAAUCAUGCCUGGAAGAACAGAGGUUGAGCAGCUGCAUAAGAUAUUUAAGCUUUGUGGUUCGCCGUCUGAAGAAUACUGGAGAAAGUCAAAGUUACCUCAUUCUACCGUAUUCAAACCAUUGCACCCUUAUAAAUGCCGUUUAUCAGAGGUAUUUGACGAUUUUCCUCCAACUGCUAUGAGGCUUCUUGAGAAAUUACUUUCCAUUGAUCCUGCUGAUCGUGGAACUGCAACUGCUGCUUUGAGAAGCGAGUACUUUACCACAAAACCUCUUCCUUGUGAUCCUUCGUGUCUCCCAAAAUAUCCUCCUAGUAAAGAGAUGGAUGCCAAAAUGCGAGAAGAUGAAGCCAGAAGGAAAGGAGGAGUUGAAGGAAAGAGCAAGAGGGGUGGUGGUGGAGAGAGCGGUGGGCCAAGACAACAUCGGUCUACUGCAGUACCCGAUGCUAAUGCAGAGCUCGUCUCAUCAAUGCAGCAGAGAAGGAAUGAUCAAACGUCUAAUAAUCCAAAGAGCCGGAGCGAGGUAUUCAACCCACACAAGGAUGAAGAAUCCAUGGGAUUCCCUCUUGAUAUAUCUACUAGACAAACAAGAGAAGGAAAAGAUAUUACAGGCAACAAUAAUAAUAAUUGGAAAGCUUCAUAUUCGGGGCCAUUAGGAUUGACUAAAUCCGGAACAAGAAACGAUAACUUCUCCAUUGUUUCAGCCAGAGGCGACUUAUCAGCAUCAUCUGGUUUAGUAGCAUCUAGGAAUUUUUUGCCUGAAGAUUGUGGAGGAGACAAAAUGGCUCAAAGGAUUUCAGUUACUGGACGUUCUGAAUCAUCGAGAAAGAAUGACAGGAAGAGAAAUAACCAUAAACUCAAAGGAAAUGGAAGAUCAAGUACGAAAGAAUCAAAUACGAAUGGUAGAGAAUACAUGAAACCAGACAUUCAUUUCUCUGGUCCACUUUUAGUUCCAUCGAAUAAUGUGGACGAGAUGCUGAAAGAGCACGAUCGUCGGAUUCAGGAAGUGGCUCGAAGAGCAAGAUUGGCUGGCAUGGUUAAAGGCAAGGCUUAAAACAAAAUGAGAAUGAAAGAGAGGGAGGCUCUAUGAAACCUCUUAUAUUUAUUUAUUUAUUUUUAUAUGAAGUGGAGAAUGAAUGGUAAGAAAGAAAUCUAUACACGAUAAUUCAUUGUCUUCCUAACAAAUGGGUGAGAUCUUGUAAAAUCCUUCUUUUGAUUUACUAUUGUUGUAACACUCAUAUAUAUUUUAUCUUUUGUUACAAGGAAUUCAACAAUGUUGCUUGUUUAUUAUUAGUAGUUGUUAGCCAA
This is a messenger RNA of Impatiens glandulifera, 2912 nucleotides long. Its product is annotated as probable serine/threonine-protein kinase At1g54610. The record is from RefSeq and is a predicted model, not a curated record. Gene Ontology annotation, molecular function: cyclin-dependent protein serine/threonine kinase activity; RNA polymerase II CTD heptapeptide repeat kinase activity; ATP binding. Gene Ontology annotation, cellular component: cyclin-dependent protein kinase holoenzyme complex; nucleus. Bases 610 to 2658 code for a protein of 682 amino acids. Lineage: Eukaryota; Viridiplantae; Streptophyta; Magnoliopsida; Ericales; Balsaminaceae. Gene Ontology annotation, biological process: positive regulation of transcription elongation by RNA polymerase II; protein phosphorylation. The transcript is spliced from 8 exons.